CCAUCCCUGGGAGGAUCUUGUUUGAGAUACUAAAUCGGCAAAGUAGUCUAGUGUGCGGUUGGUGUUUUGGUUUGCUUCGGUUUAGCGUACAGCAGCAACUACAACAAUGAGUUUAUCAUUACGGACUGAGCUUGCAGUGGAUAAAACCAAAAGAAAAAAAAGAAGGGAGCUAACAGAUGAACAGAAGCAAGAAAUAAAAGAGGCCUUUGAAUUGUUUGAUACUGAUAAAGAUAAAGAAAUAGACUAUCAUGAACUAAAGGUUGCAAUGAGAGCUUUAGGCUUUGAUGUAAAGAAAGCUGAUGUGUUGAAGAUCCUAAAAGAUUACGAUCGUGAAGGAACUGGAAAAAUUGCAUUUGAUGAUUUCAAUGAAGUGGUGACUGACUGGAUGUUGGAUCGAGACCCACAAGAAGAGAUGAUAAAGGCAUUUAAACUGUUCGAUGAUGACGACUCUGGAAAGAUAAGUCUAAGAAACCUUAGACGGGUUGCUAGAGAGCUAGGCGAAAAUAUGACAGAUGAGGAACUCCGUGCUAUGAUUGAUGAAUUUGAUAACGAUGGAGAUGGAGAAAUAAACCAGGAGGAGUUCUUUUCCAUCAUGACUGGAGACACUUAAAGGCAUUGCACUGAAAUAAAUCUUCUGUUUAACUGGAGGUGUUUAUCUGGUCCUGCUGUUGCUUUUUUGUAUACACUACCCACAUGGAUUGAAAGGUUAAUACUGACCAAGCUUUGUGUGAUGUGAACCAACAACUACUUCUCUGACAGUGUUUUGUAAAAAUGUUUAAAAGCGUGCACCGGUUUUUAAACUCAAACCGUUGUCUUUUUUUCAAGACAAAGCCAGAAAUUAAGGAAAUUAUUAUUUUAUAGAAGUUCAAAUUACAGAGAUAUUGAUUUCAUAAAUGAAAAUAUUUAAUAAAUCAAACUGUAAAAUUUGCAAUAAUCUUGACUGUGUGUGUGUAGGGUAUGCUUGUACACCAUUUCCACAAAUUAUUUGCUUAUAGGUCAUUGUUGGCCUCAUAUGGAUAUAUGGAAUAUGAAUACGUUGUUGCAUUGUACUUUUAUUUAUGUAUAUUAAAGUAGUGUGCGUUUGGGGGUUUGAAAUAAUUUUUUACAGUCCAUUACAAGAAUUUCAUAUUUUUUUGCUAGCGGUUUGAUUAUUUAUGUAUAGUACAAAAGUGUUACGCAAUAAAAUUGUAAUAUUCCCUUGCA
This is a messenger RNA of Polyodon spathula (Mississippi paddlefish), 1203 nucleotides long. Its product is annotated as centrin-3. The coding region runs from base 107 to 610 and encodes 167 amino acids. Gene Ontology annotation, molecular function: microtubule binding; calcium ion binding. The record is from RefSeq and is a predicted model, not a curated record. Gene Ontology annotation, cellular component: microtubule organizing center. Gene Ontology annotation, biological process: spindle pole body duplication. NCBI's taxonomy places the organism in Eukaryota, Metazoa, Chordata, Actinopteri, Acipenseriformes, Polyodontidae. The transcript has 5 exons.